Molecule: messenger RNA, 983 nt
Organism: Lactuca sativa (garden lettuce)
Lineage: Eukaryota; Viridiplantae; Streptophyta; Magnoliopsida; Asterales; Asteraceae
Product: enoyl-CoA delta isomerase 2, peroxisomal
Biological process (GO): fatty acid beta-oxidation
Cellular component (GO): peroxisome
Molecular function (GO): delta(3)-delta(2)-enoyl-CoA isomerase activity
Source: RefSeq, a predicted model, not a curated record
UUUUGACUAUUGACAAUGAUUGAGAAAAUCGUUGAAGUAGCCCCUAGAGAUAUUGCCUCUAUUCAAAUUAAUCGGUUUUCAAUAUAUACGAGUGGAAAGGAAAACAAGAAAACAGUCUACGAUAUGUGCACUCUAGAAAAGCGCGGCAACGUCUUCUUCCUCACUUUAACCGGCGACGGAAGGGAUGAGCAUCGUCUGAAUCCUACUCUCAUCGCCUCCAUCCGAUCCGCUCUUUCCGAAGCCAAGUCUCAAUCCACUCACAGCACCGCCCUUAUCACCGUCGCCGAAGGUAAAUUCUUCUCCAACGGUUUCGAUCUCGCCUGGGCCAAAUCCGCCUCAGGAGGAUCUCCUUCGGAAGCAGUUAACCUCCUCUUUCACAUGGUGGAACUCUUCAAGGAUUUAGUCGCCGACUUUAUCUCCCUCCCUAUGCCAACAAUCGCCGCCGUCACUGGCCACGCCGCCGCCGCAGGACAGCUGCUCGCUAUGAGCCACGACUACGUCUUGAUGAGUCGCCAUCGGGGGGUUUUGUACAUGAGUGAAGUCGAUAUUGGGAUGGCUUUACCUGAGUAUGUCUCGGUGUUGAUGAGAUCGAAGGUUGCGAAGCCGAAUGUCCGGCGGGAUGUGUUGUUGCGUGGGGUGAAGGUCAAGGCGGAGGAAGCGGUGGCGAAGGGUUUAAUUGAUGCGGCGUAUGAUAACAGGGAGAAGACGGUUGAAGGUGGUGUGCGUCUGGCGGAGGAGUUGAUUAAGAGGAAGUGGGACGGCGAGGUGUACGCCGAGAUAAGGAAGUCGUUGUAUCCGGAGCUGUGUGGCGUGCUCGGCUUGAUUAGCCGGGAAAAGCUCGACUCUAAGUUUGGGGAUGGAAACAGAAAGGGUGGAAUUGUUAUUUUUAUUUUUAUAAGCUUGUUUUUGUCGUUGUUGGGGGAUACUUCAAGGGAUGUAAUUGUAUAAUGUUCUAAUAAGAGUAUAUUACCGUUUUUUAUUUA